This is a messenger RNA of Prorocentrum cordatum, 796 nucleotides long. The record is from the annotation of a GenBank genome assembly. Lineage: Eukaryota; Dinophyceae; Prorocentrales; Prorocentraceae.
GCGCAAGCCUUCGAUGAAUUGUGCGACCAUCUGAAACAGUACCUACCUUGGCAAAUUUCGGAGCGCCAAACAUCCAGCAGCGGGUGACCGCCAUGCCGGGGACAGGGGAGCUGACGCUUCCCGCGUGGUUCAGCCAGCCGCAGAGCCAGCCAGCCAGCCAGAAGGAGGGCAUCGCCAAGGACGCCGUGGAAGGAGGGAGGCGAGCGAAGAAAGGCCGCAAGGGGCACAAAGAGAUCAUGGAGGCGUGUGCCAAGUUCUUGCUGAUCACUUGCAGGGAGGUGGCUCAGCUGAGCGCGUGCGUAUCCCACAAGUGGUUCACUCCCGCAGAGAAGGGCUGCGUCCAGGCCAUGGUGCGCGCGGGGCAGGUGUACAACGAGCGCAGCAAGGAGAUGAAGCAGGAGGUGCAGGCAGGAUGCAAGCCAGACUUCCGCGGCCGCGGAUCGCCAGAUCUACACGUGUUCGUGGCCCUCAUCAUUUACUGCGCAGCGCUGGGCCAUCACGAGAGCGAGCACGUGACGGAGGCGGUGGCGGAGCUGCUCGACCGUCUCAACAAACAUAUCAGCAAGUCGUCCCUGCAGCACUUCGGCCGCAUUGUGCAGCAGUGCCGCGUGAUGCUCUAGAAGAAGAAGAAGAAGGACUGCGAGGCGGCGAUGGCGACGAUUUCCCUGAGGAUCGAUCGGCACAUUCCAGCGGGGGCGAGGUCGGGGGAUGAAAGGAAAAGGCAGGUCUGGCGCCUGAUGAGCUGGGACCCUAUCUGGGGCUGCGUGCCUCGCGCCCCCCCCCCCCAGCCAGGGCC